UGAGUUCCCAGACCUGAGUGUUCACAACAAUUACAUGGCCAAGGUGCUGACCCUGGACCUGUACAAGAAGUUGAGGGACAAACAGACUCCCAGUGGAUUUACCUUGGAUGAUGUCAUCCAAACUGGGGUUGACAACCCAGCAAUAUCAAAAUGGCCCAACUAAAUAAUCAGAGACUGCCUCCUGAUGAGGAGUACCCGGACCUGAGCGCCCACAACAACCACAUGGCCAAGGUGCUAACCCUGGACUUGUACAAGAAACUGAGAGACAGAGUUACACCCAGUGGCUUCACCCUGGAUGAUGUCAUUCAGACUGGGGUUGAUAAUCCUGGCCAUCCCUUCAUUAUGACAGUAGGCUGCGUAGCUGGUGAUGAAGAAUCCUAUGAGGUGUUUAAGGCACUCUUUGACCCAAUUAUCAAGGACCGACAUGGAGGCUACAAACCAACUGACCAGCACAAGACUGACUUGAAUCCUGAUAACCUACAGGGUGGUGAUGACCUGGACCCCAACUACGUGCUAAGCUCCCGUGUCAGAACUGGUAGGAGCAUCCGUGGAUUCUGCCUUCCCCCUCAUUGUAGCAGAGGAGAGAGACGGGCUAUUGAGAAGCUUUCUGUUGAAGCCCUGGCUAGCCUGGAAGGUGACCUUAAUGGAAAGUACUAUGCUUUGAAAAACAUGACUGAUGCAGAGCAGCAGCAGCUGAUUGAUGAUCACUUCCUAUUUGAUAAACCAGUUUCUCCUCUCCUGUUGGCUUCUGGAAUGGCACGAGAUUGGCCUGAUGGCAGAGGUAUUUGGCACAAUGACAACAAGACCUUCCUUGUCUGGAUCAAUGAGGAAGAUCACCUUAGAGUUAUUUCCAUGCAGAAAGGUGGCAACAUGAAGGAAGUGUUCACCCGCUUCUGUACUGGGCUAACACAGAUUGAAACUCUCUUUAAGACCAAAAACUAUGAGUUCAUGUGGAAUCCACACCUUGGCUACAUCCUGACCUGCCCAUCCAACCUUGGGACAGGUCUCCGUGGUGGUGUACACAUCAAACUACCUAACCUUGGCAAGCAUGAGAAGUUUGGAGAAAUCCUCAAGAGGCUGAGGCUGCAGAAGCGAGGCACAGGGGGUGUGGAUACUGCUGCUGUUGGAGGAGUGUUUGAUGUCUCCAAUGCUGACCGGCUAGGCUUCUCUGAGGUAGAGCUGGUGCAGAUGGUGGUUGAUGGUGUGAAGCUACUGAUUGAAAUGGAAAAACGCCUUGAAAAAGGCCAGUCCAUUGAUGACCUCAUACCAGCUCAGAAAUGAAAGCACUUUAAUUCCAUGCUUCCUAACUUAUUGGAUGAAUAAGAAACAUCACUCCAAUCAAAGCCCUGGGGUCAAAAACCCACUAGUAACACUGUAGAAAAGUCUUCCAUCCAUCUGUGUUAGAGUUUAUUUUUUUGAUGGCUGAGAUGUUGCUGAAAAAAAUGAAAUAAACGAUUGUUUUGGCCUGA
This is a messenger RNA of Trachemys scripta elegans, 1469 nucleotides long. RefSeq names its product creatine kinase B (gene CKB). The record is from RefSeq and is a predicted model, not a curated record. The coding region runs from base 151 to 1281 and encodes 376 amino acids. Gene Ontology annotation, molecular function: creatine kinase activity. The transcript is spliced from 8 exons. NCBI's taxonomy places the organism in Eukaryota, Metazoa, Chordata, Testudines, Emydidae. Gene Ontology annotation, biological process: phosphocreatine biosynthetic process.